AUGAAUGCUUUCACGAAUCUGGAGAAGCGUACCUUCCUGCACAACCGCCCCGAGAAGGACGUCUACAAGAUCCUCAUCGACUGCUAUCGCCUUCGCAUGGAAGAUGACGCCAAGAUCGUCGGUAUCAUGGAGCCAGACUCCAUCUACGCCUCUCGGUCCAGCGAUGGAAAGGCUGGAUUUCGACGCUUCAUGGAAACGGCAAGGAGAUCGGUCAAUGGCAAGCUCUUGCCACCUUGGUGGAAUGAUGAGAAGCAACAACAGUGCGAGGUCAUGGCUGCUGAUGUGAGUGGGUGGUCGAGCCUGAAGACCAAGCUUAGCAAGGCAGACGUCAUCCAGCACUAUGGCGACGACCAUUUCCCGAUGCAGCUGCUUGACUUCUGGAACAGCAGAGACACAAGGCCUAGGGUUAUGACCUACACACGUAAAGGUCUAAGGCUGCAGAUACAGCAACAAAGACCUACCCAAUCAAGAGAUAUCUUAUGGGUGAAAGCUGGCGACCUCACUAUUAUGAAUAUAUAUAGGCCGCCAGAUGAGCCUAUAAACCAAGCAACCAGCCUCCUUUUAGAUUAUCAACCGCCAGAGAGAGCCCUUAUCGCUGGGGACCUUAAUGCCCGCCACUCCUCUUGGGAACCUGGGACCCCUAGCCGGAACCAGGGCGACGAUAUUGCAGAGUGGGCUGAAGUCUAUGAUCUGUCGUUUAUUGGAGAAGUUGGGGCCCCUACCCAUACUCAUGGGCAUACCCUCGACCUGACCUUCUCAAAUAUCCCCUUUGCUGAAGCUUAUAUUAGCCCACACCUACACCUAGGGGCUGACCACCAAGCUAUUACAACAAUUAUCCCUAUAGGCAAGGCCCAGGAACAGGGACGCCAGACUAGCCACCUCUCAGUCCCAGAGUCAGCCCUACCCCAAUUUAUCGACCUAGUAAAGGCUGGGGCUGCAGCCCUGCCUACCCCAGGGGAACACCCAAGCCCAGCGGAGCUGGACACUCUAGCUGCCCAACUGGGCAGGGGAGCCCCCUGGUGGACAGAAGACUGCUCAGAAGCCCACCAAGCUGCUAUUAAGGCUAGGCGCCAACAGGCCCAAGAACCAGGGCUAGUUAUACCUCCCCCUGUCCUAGAGGAGCAGAAAGUCUUCCUGACAACCGUCAGAAGGGCAAAACGCGCCUACUGGAUAGCUAAGAUUAAAGAGGUUAAGACAGACCAAGACCUAUAUAAAAUCUUAGGCUGGCGGAAGUCUAGCUUAGCAGUUAAAGCCCCACCUCUCAUAGUAGAAGGACGGACGAUCAGCAAUAGCCUCGAUAAGGCUCAGGCCCUUCGAAAGGCCUUAUUAGAGCGAUUUAGUGCUGCAGACGACUUACCUGGGAACCCCUUUGCUAUUCCAGUAGUCGCAAGGCGUCUUAUACCCUGGCAGGAUAUAGUUAGUAUGGAGGAACAGCUCUUCCAGGCCUGCGUACAGGUAGGCUACUUCCCUAGACCCUUCCGCAAAGCAGAGGUUGUUAUGAUCCAGAAGCCGGGGAAAACAGACUUCUCUAAGACUGGGUCUUGGCGCCUGAUAUCCCUGUUAUCCUGCUUAGGCAAAGGCUUAGAGCGGCUGAUAGCAAAAAGGAUAGCCUACCUUACUAUCCUAGAAGGGGCUGCCAGCCCACAGCAGGCUGGAGCCCUACCAGGGAGGGCUGCAGUUGACCUCACAACCUGUCUAACCCAUGAGAUUGAGAGGGCUCUAGAUACAGGGCUUACUGCGACGCUAGCAACAAUGGACGUCAAGGGGGCGUUUGAUUCCGUCUUACGAAACCGACUUAUUGUCAGGCUACGACAGCAGGGCUGGCCUAGCAGCCUGAUCAGACUGGUCUACACCUUCACCUCCAGCCGAACAGCCUGCGUCAGGCUAGAGGAUACUACUACUGAGGACUUCCCUCUUUCCUGUGGACUACCGCAAGGCUCUCCGCUGUCACCUAUCCUCUUCCUGCUCUAUAUAGCUGAUAUCCUAGCUGACGAUCAGAAGCUACGGUUUGGCUAUGCAGACGAUAUAGGCUUAGUAGCUACUAGCCCCUCACUAGAAGAGAAUGCUACAGCCCUAGGCCAGGAGAUCACUAGUAUCCUCAGCUGGGGAACGGAAAAUAAAGUCGCCUUUGACCCAGCUAAGUCAGAGGUAGCCCUUGAGGCAGCGCGACUACGCUUUGCUACACGCCUACAGAAGGUUGACCAACAACAUCCCUUAGUCCCAAGGCUUCUGCAGCCAGGGCGGCAGCAGACCAGGCUCCAAAGAACAGCUGGCCUCUUACCCAAGUGUCCAAGGCCAGCACUCCUACAGCCGCAAUACCUCCCAGGGUCCUAUAACCCUAUAGCCACAAAGACGAAGGAAAUAGCAGCGAGGAUCUUCCAGGCCUGGCUUAAGACUGUACCAGAGAAGCAUACUAUUAUCUACUCAGACGGCUCUAAAGCCCCUAAUGGCGCCACAGGGUUUGGCUUUGUUAUAUACCGUAAGAACAAGCGUAUAGCCCAGGGCUGCGGCCGCCUCGGCUUAGCAGAAGUGUUUGAUGGGGAGGCUGAGGGGGCGAGGGCAGGGCUCCGACGAGCCCUCCUUACCUCCCAGGGCCAGCCUAUACACAUCUGUAUCGAUAAUACCAGCGUUAUCCAGGGGAUCCGAGGCAGGGUCCCAGACUCCUCACAAGCUGCCUUCCUUGAGAUCCAAGAGGCAGCUAGGAUGUAUGACAUACGAACCCAUUGGUCCCCAGGGCACCAAGGCAUCAAAGGGAACGAGGAAGCAGACAGCCUAGCCAAGGAGGGCACAACCCUGCCAGCCCCUAGGGGCCAACUAGCCACCCUGUCAGGGAUCAAACGGCUAGCUAGAGAACGCAUAUGCCGCCAGUAUAGAAAAUGGUGGAAGCAAGAGGCAACACCCUGCUACACCCAACUAGGGCUUAAGGCUUCCCUCGCCUGCCCUCCUGAACUAGCCCUACCACGGGCUAUACUCCAUCAUCUCCUAGCAGCCCGGUCAGGCCAUGGAGACUUCGAACAAUACCAUCAACGCUUUAACCAUACAGAAGCACUGCUUACCUGCUCCUGUGGGGAGGCAAAGGAGGUAGACCACCUAGUCUACUGCCGAAAGACCUUAGUGAGGAGGCUUCAGUGGCCCACCCUCCACCCUUCUAGUCCACAGGAGCCUAUAGGACCAAUAGGAUCUCUUGAUCGGUACUACAAGGGGCUAACCACUGAUCAUGAAGGCUUCUGGGCCUUUCUCUGCGUGACAGACUUCUUCCAGAAGAUCUGCCCGCGGUACUAG
Messenger RNA from Colletotrichum aenigma, 3282 nucleotides. RefSeq names its product putative RNA-directed DNA polymerase from transposon BS (gene RTase-2). Gene Ontology annotation, molecular function: RNA-DNA hybrid ribonuclease activity; nucleic acid binding. The coding region runs from base 1 to 3282 and encodes 1093 amino acids. The transcript is spliced from 5 exons. Lineage: Eukaryota; Fungi; Ascomycota; Sordariomycetes; Glomerellales; Glomerellaceae. The record is from RefSeq and is a predicted model, not a curated record.